UUUGAUGGAUGACUUGGAUUGACUAGUGCUGACUCUUAGUCUUGGCGGCUAGAUAGAUAACACAGCAUUGAGUACAGUAUUUAAUAGGCUUCCUUAGACGUGCUCGUCAUCAUCACAUACGUAUUGGUGGUUGAGACGUUUCACCAACGUUUCACAGUUAUGGUUUAUAAACUUUUCCCUAUCACCGAACCGGACGUGGAGAAAUACAAAGCACUCCGCUUGACCUCCCUCAAAAUCGAUCCUGCCUCAUUCAGCUCCACAUACGAACGCGAGAUUGCGUUCACGCCUGAAAUCUGGGCACAACGGCUUGCAUCACGCUUCAAGCGCACGUUUAUCGCGUCCGUGAAGGAUGAAGGGGGCAUCAGUGAAACAUGGGUCGGAAUGAUCUCGGUACUCGGGCCUUCAGAACUAAUACCUGCCACGUUGGAACCACUCGAGAGGGCAGGAGUAGGGGCAGACUGGGAUAUGUAUUUCGUAGCCGGGCUGUGGGUGCACCCGGAGCACAGGGGAAGAAGUCUAGGGACACGUCUGAUGAAAGAAGGGCUGGAAUGGGUACGGAUAAAUAUGGAUCCGAAAAGUGAUUCAGAGGGGAAGAGAGAUAGAAUGAUCUUAUUACUGGUCGGGAAUGAUAAUGCGAGCGGCGGCGCCCUUCAUCAAAAGUUGGGCUUCACAAACUUGACGAGCAUGCCCCCAGGGGAAGGAAAUAGUUACAUGAGUCUGAAGGUUGCAUGA
Molecule: messenger RNA, 732 nt
Organism: Suillus subalutaceus
Lineage: Eukaryota; Fungi; Basidiomycota; Agaricomycetes; Boletales; Suillaceae
Exons: 1
Coding region: 160-732 (190 amino acids)
Molecular function (GO): acyltransferase activity, transferring groups other than amino-acyl groups
Source: RefSeq, a predicted model, not a curated record